Messenger RNA from Spirometra erinaceieuropaei, 999 nucleotides. Lineage: Eukaryota; Metazoa; Platyhelminthes; Cestoda; Diphyllobothriidea; Diphyllobothriidae. The record is from the annotation of a GenBank genome assembly.
AUGUGGCGUCAAGGUGAAGUCCCGCAAGAUUUCAAAGACGCAACAAUCGUGCACCUAUACAAGCGAAAAGGGAAUCGUCAAGUCUGCGACAAUCACCGCGGCAUCUCCCUGCUGAACAUCGCCGGGAAGAUCUUCGCUCGCAUCCUUCUCAACAGCCUCAAUAACCAUCUGGAACAGGGCCUUCUGCCGGAAAGCCAAUGCGGCUUCCGUCGUCAUCGUGGGACCACGGAUAUGAUCUUCGCCGCCCUCCAACUACAGGAGAAGUGUCAGGAGAUGCGGAACCACCUGUACUCUACCUUCGUGGACCUGAGGAAAGCCUUCGACACGGUGAAUCGUGAAGGUCUGUGGAAGAUCAUGCAGAAAUUCGGCUGUCCAGAGCGAUUCACUCAGAUGGUGUGUCAGCUGCACGACGGUAUGAUGGCGCGAGCCAAGGACAACGGAGCUGUCUCAGAGGCAUUCACAGUGACCAAUGGAGUGAAGCAGAGCUGCGUACUGGCGCCUACUCUCUUCAGUCUUAUGUUCUCUGCCAUGCUGAUGGACGCCUACCGCGACGAACGCCCCGGGAUCCGCAUCGCCUACAGGACGGACAGACACCUUCUAAAUCAACGGCGGAUGCACUUCCAAUCGCGCGUCUCCACAACCACCGUUCACGAACUCCUCUUCGCCGACGACUGCGCCCUGAACGCCACCUCAGAAGAGGAGAUGCAACGGAGCAUGGACCUGUUCUCCGCCGCCUGCGAGAACUUCGGUCUGGUCAUUAACACGCAGAAGACGGUGGUGAUGCACCAACCGCCACCCAACUCAGCCACAGCCCCCUACGCGCCGCCGCAAAUCAGCGUGAGCGGAACCCAACUGCAGGUGGUGGAGAACUUCCCGUACUUGGGCUGUACUCUCUCCCGCAACACCAAGAUCGACUACGAAGUCGCCAACAGGAUCUCGAAAGCCAGUCAAGCCUUCGGUCGCCUCCAAAGCACAGGUUGGAAUCGUCAUGGUCUGUAA